AUGGCUAUCAGCAUUGAGGAGCUCGACACCACCGUCCGCACCUUUUAUGAAGGUCGCGGCGAGCAGCUUUUCGGCACCAGUUCUCCUACAAAUCCUCUUGUUUGCUUUGCGUUGCUGGUUACUGACCUCACCCGCUACCAACAGCAUAAAGCCGCGCAGAAUGCCUUGAACCAGUUCAAGGAAGACCCCGAUGCCUGGCUCAUGGUCGACAAAAUUCUGUCCGAUGCCCAGUACCCGCAGACGAAAUACCUUGGUCUACAGGUACUCGAUAAUGUCAUUCUAACGCGAUGGAAGGUUCUUCCCCGCGACCAGUGCCAAGGCAUCCGCAACUUCAUUGUGCAAUUCAUCAUACAGUCCUCUAGCACAGAGGAGUCUUUGCAGGCCAACAAGACGCUCCUCAACAAGCUCAACCUCGUCCUCAUCUCCGUACUCAAGCAAGAAUGGCCCCACAACUGGCCGACCUUCAUCAACGAAAUCAUCUCGUCCUGCCACUCCAGUCUGUCGAUUUGCGAAAACAACAUGAUCAUCCUGCGUUUGCUCUCGGAAGAAGUCUUCGACUACUCUGCCGAGCAGAUGACCUCGGCCAAGACGCGAAGCAUGAAGCAGACUAUGUGCUCCGAGUUCUCGCAGAUCUUCCAGCUAUGCCAGGAAGUCCUCAACACGGCCGACCAGCCCAGCCUCAUCAUGUCUACUCUUCAGACCCUGCUUGCCUUUUGCAACUGGAUCCCCCUCGGCUACAUCUUCGAGACGCCCCUCAUCGAAACACUGCGAACUCGUUUCCUGCCGACCCCGGAGUUCCGCAAUGUCACGUUGCAGUGCCUGACUGAGAUUGGUGGUUUGCAGACGGGCAGCCCUGGUCAGCCCAACUCAUAUGACGAGCAGCUUGUGAAGAUGUUCACGGAAGUCCUGACUACCAUCGCCGAAAUUAUCCCCAUGAGCCUCGACCUCAAGUCCACAUACCCCAGCAGCAAUUCGAGAGAUCAGCAAUUCAUACAGAACCUUGCCCUGUUCCUUAGCAACUUUUUCGGGGCCCAUCUCAACCUCAUUGAGAAACUUCCCAACCGCGAUUAUCUGCUACACGGACACUACUACCUCGUCAGAAUAUCACAAAUUGACGACCGCGAAAUUUUCAAAAUUUGUCUCGACUACUGGCUGAAGCUUGUUCAGGAGCUCUAUGAGGAGAUGCAGCAGCUACCCAUGACUGACCUGAACCCUCUUCUCGCUGUUGGUGGUGGCAUCUCUGGCGGCGGCGCGCCCAACCCUUCGCUUCUCACCAACUACCCUCUCCGCAAACACAAGUACAACGAAGUGCUGUCGAACCUGCGAGUUGUCAUGAUUGAGAAGAUGGUCCGUCCCGAAGAAGUCCUGAUUGUCGAAAACGAUGAAGGUGAAAUUGUUCGUGAAUUCGUAAAGGAGAGCGACACUGUUCAAUUGUACAAGACAAUCCGCGAGUGUCUCGUCUAUCUUACUCACUUGGAUGUGGUUGACACCGAAAACAUCAUGACCGACAAAUUGGCGCGCCAGGUUGACGGCACCGAGUGGUCGUGGCACAACUGCAACGUUCUUUGCUGGGCUAUUGGCUCCAUUUCGCUUGCCAUGAACGAAGAGACUGAGAAGCGGUUUCUCGUCACUGUUAUUAAGGACCUCCUUGGACUUACUGAGAUGAAGCGUGGAAAAGACAACAAAGCCGUUGUCGCCAGUAAUAUCAUGUAUAUUGUUGGCCAGUACCCUCGCUUCCUCAAGGCCCACUGGAAGUUCCUUAAGACGGUCGUUAACAAGUUAUUCGAGUUUAUGCACGAGUCCCAUGAGGGUGUCCAGGACAUGGCGUGCGAUACCUUUAUCAAGAUUGCGCGACAGUGUAGACGCCACUUUGUCGCUCUUCAGCCCAUGGAGCAGGAGCCAUUCAUCGAAGAGAUCGUCCGUAACAUGGGCCGCAUCACCUGUGAUCUGACUCCUCAGCAAGUGCACACCUUCUACGAGGCCUGCGGCUACAUGGUCGCCGCUCAAGGGAACAAGAAUCAGCAGGAGCGCCUGCUUGCUGAUUUAAUGAACAUUCCCAACGCCGCCUGGGACGAGAUCAUCAAGCAGGCUACUAUGAACCCUUCGAUUCUUCAGGACUCAGAAACCAUCAAGGUCAUUGGUAACAUUAUGAAAACCAACGUAUCGGCGUGCACGUCCAUCGGCCCAUACUUUUACCCCCAGAUCGGCCGCAUCUACCACGACAUGCUGCAAAUGUACCGCGCCACGAGUACAUUAAUAUCUGAAGCCGUCCAGCGCGAUGGCGAGCUCGCAACCAAGAUGCCCAAGGUUCGCGGUCUCCGCACAAUCAAGAAGGAGAUUCUCAAGCUCGUUGAGACUUAUAUAGACAAGGCCGAGGAUCUGCAAGCUGUCCGUGCGCAGAUGGUUCCGCCACUACUUGACUCUGUCUUGGUCGACUAUAACCGCAAUGUUGCCGGUGCUCGCGAUGCGGAGGUGCUCAAGGCUAUGUCCGUUGUGAUUACGAAACUCUCCAACCUUAUGGAGGAUCAGGUUCCGACCAUCAUGGAGAACGUUUUCGAAUGCACUCUGGAAAUGAUCAACAAGGACUUUUCCGAAUUCCCCGAGCACCGUGUCGAGUUCUUUAACCUCCUCCGCGCCAUUAACUUACAUUGCUUCCCAGCUCUGCUCAAACUUGACAACAACCAGUUCAAGUUUGUGAUUGACUCUUGCUCCUGGGCUUUCAAGCACGACAACCGCGACGUGGAAGCUGCCGGCCUCAACAUGUGCUUGGAGCUUAUUACCAACAUUGCCGAGAAGACGGAUAGCGCCACUGCGAAUGCUUUCUUCCAGCGUUUCUUUGUUGCGAUUCUGCAGGACGUUCUAUUCGUUGUCACCGAUAAUGACCACAAAGCUGGCUUCAAGACGCAGUCGAUGCUGCUGAUGAAGCUAUUUUACUACAUCCUACCUGGUGAUGGCAGCCAGCCCAAGAUCCAAGGGCCCAUCUACACCGAGGGCCAGGCUCAGGCGGGAACCAGCAACCGAGACUUCUUGGGUGUCUCGGUUUCGGAACUGCUGCAGAGGGCAUUCCCCAACCUGCAAGCCGCUCAGAUUACAAACUUUGUAGAGGGUCUGUUCAGCCUAAACACGCAGUACGAUAAGUUCCGUCUGAACCUGCGCGACUUCCUCAUCUCUCUAAAGGAGUUUGCCGGCGACAAUGCCGAGCUCUUCAUCGUCGAAAAGGAACAACAAGAACGCGACGCCAAGGCGGCCGACAUGGAGAGACGGCAAAAGGUUGGCGGUCUGCUGAAGCCGUCGGAGCUUGACGACGAAGAGCUAUGA
This is a messenger RNA of Cordyceps fumosorosea ARSEF 2679, 3318 nucleotides long. RefSeq names its product exportin-1. Lineage: Eukaryota; Fungi; Ascomycota; Sordariomycetes; Hypocreales; Cordycipitaceae. The record is from RefSeq and is a predicted model, not a curated record. Gene Ontology annotation, biological process: ribosomal large subunit export from nucleus; ribosomal small subunit export from nucleus; protein export from nucleus. Gene Ontology annotation, cellular component: cytoplasm; nucleus. The coding region runs from base 1 to 3318 and encodes 1105 amino acids. Gene Ontology annotation, molecular function: small GTPase binding; nuclear export signal receptor activity. The transcript is spliced from 7 exons.